Molecule: messenger RNA, 2066 nt
Organism: Camellia sinensis
Lineage: Eukaryota; Viridiplantae; Streptophyta; Magnoliopsida; Ericales; Theaceae
Product: L-type lectin-domain containing receptor kinase V.9
Biological process (GO): protein phosphorylation
Molecular function (GO): protein kinase activity; ATP binding; carbohydrate binding
Source: RefSeq, a predicted model, not a curated record
AAAAGCUUAUUAGGUGAGUCCAAAUUGUCUGCUACCUAGCUAAAUUGAAUUCUUCAACUAUCUUACUUUCAUCUAAUUUAGACAUUUUCUAUCAUACUGAAGAACAUCAAUGGUUUCUAUAACUUUUUGAUUCAUUUGACGCAUUUUUACUACAAAAAGAAACUAUGCUUCCGUAUUAGAUCAAAUCUUCGCUGAUCAAAAAAAUAAAAAUAAAACAAAGGUCAAAUUAAUAUUCAGUCAUGUUCUUGAAGGCUUAUCUGUUGCUCUUUCUCCUAAUGAGAGUGGCCGCCUCUGAUAAUAACAAUGGUUAUGGUUUCACCUUCAACGGAAACUUUAAACUAGGCGUUGGCGAAACAGACGUUACACCAGACAGUCUAGUCAACGUUUGCAACACAACUGCUUUCUACUCUUCUCCGCUUGGCUUCAAAAAUCCAUCAACCGGCGUAGAUGUUGUCAACAUCAACAGAUCCACACCUGCAGGUUAUUUUGAGAAUGAAAAUGGGGAAUUCAAGAAGCUCACUAUAGCAAGCGGCGAACCAAUACAGGCUUGGGUAGACUAUGAUAGUGUUAGGAAAAAACUUAAUGUCUCUUUAGCUCCUAUAAACACAAACCAACCCAAUCUCCCACUUUUGUCUAUAGACAUCGAUAUAUCAUCAAUCGUCUCAGAUCAAAUGUAUGUGGGGUUUUAUUCGACCUCACAGUCUAGUAAUAUUCUAGGCUGGAGUUUUCAACUCAGUGGAAAAGCACAACUUGAUCUCUCUAAUCUAGAUUAUUUUUCGAAAGGAAAACAUACCAAAAAGAAGAAAAUAAUUGUCAUAUCAACUGUGUCUGCAGUGGCGGUUGUUUCUGUAUUACUAAUAUUCUUAGUCAUCUUUUUAUGGGUGAAAAGGAAAGCCAAGUUUAGUGAAAUACUUGAAGAUUGGGAAGUUCAGUAUAGAGCUCACAGGUUUUCCUACAAGGACUUAUUCAAAGCUACCAAAGGCUUCAGAGAAAAUGAGCUUCUUGGAAGAGGAGGCUUUGGUCAAGUGUAUGGAGGUGUGUUACCGAAUUCAAAUACCCAAGUCGCAGUGAAAAGAAUAUCUCAAAAAUCAAAACAGGGAAUGAGGGAAUUCAUAGCAGAGAUUGCUACGAUUGGCAGUUUACGACAUCCCAAUUUGGUGAGACUCCUUGGAUAUUGUCGACGAAAGGGUGAGCUCUUUUUGGUCUAUGAUUUCAUGCCUAAUGCAAGUCUUGACAAAUUCCUCUUCUGCAAGUCGGAAAAAGACACUCUUAAUUGGAGUCAGAGAUUCAAAAUCAUUGGCGACGUGGCUUCAGGACUCACCUACUUACACGAGGAGUGGGUGGCAGUAGUUGUUCAUAGAGAUAUCAAGGCAAGCAAUGUACUAUUGGAUGGGAAAUUAAAUGGUAAAUUAGGCGAUUUUGGGCUAGCAAGAUGUUACAAACAUCAUGGUAACGGUCCUCAAACUACAAACAUUGCAGGUACGUUAGGCUACAUUGCGCCAGAGCUAGCAAGAUAUGGUAAGCCAACUACAGGCACCGAUGUUUUUGCAUUCGGAGCAUUUUGCUUGGAGGUUGCUUGUGGUAGGAAGCCAGUGGAACGACGAGCAGAGCCUGGAGAGGUGAUUUUGGUGGAUUGGGUUCUAGAAUGUUCAAAGAAAGGCGAAAUCUUGAAGGCAGCGGAUCCCAAAUUAAAGAACAAAUUUGAAGCAGGGGAGAUGGAACUAGUGUUGAAGCUUGGACUGCUUUGUUCACACCCUGUGGCAGAAUUUAGGCCAAAGAUGUCUCAAGUUUUGAAAUACUUGAAGGGCUAUGACUCACUCCCUGAAGAUUCGGAUACCCUUUGGACACAAGAACAUUGGGUGGAAAUCAACGAUUCUAACAUGUCACUGUCCCAUCAUUUAACUUCUCAGUUACAAGAUUCAGUGGCCUCGUUAACAAUUACCGAAUUGUUCACCUCUAAAGGCCGCUGAUAUGUUACUUGGAACACAUAUCAUUUUGACAUGAGCGUUUGUACCUUAUUUUAAAUAAUUUUUUUUUUUUUUUUUUUCACAAAAUCUUUGUAUGCC